AUGCCCUCCCUCUCCUCUCUAUCCGACCCUAAAGCCUACCACAUCCUAACCUACGGCACGCUCCUCGGUAGCAAUCUAUUCCAGACCUUCCUCGCGGGUCCUCUCGCCUUCAAAGCUCUCCCUCGCCCCCAGUUCAGCACUCUCCAGCAAGCCAUCUUCCCGCCCUACUUUGGCUUCCAGACCGUACUACCCCUCGUCCUCGCAUUCACAUGGCCUGGUGAGAAGAUCAUCAAGGCUGGAGGUCUAGAAGCUAGGGACCACGCGGGAUGGAUCGGGUUACUGGAGGAGCAGAAUCGAUGGAUCGCGCUUGUGCCCAUUGCGACCAUGUUCCUGACGAGCUUGGCGAAUCUUCUGGUAUUGGGACCGGCUACGACGAAGGUUAUGAAGGAGAGGAAACAUCAAGAAACGCGAGACGGGAAGAAAUACUAUGAUCCUGGCCCGAAGACACCGGAGAUGCAGCGAUUGAACUCGUCGUUUGCUAAGCUGCAUGGCAUGUCUUCGCUGGCGAAUGUCGUCGGACUUGGGGCUAUGCUUGUGUAUGGUAUGGCACUUGCAGAGAAGUUAUGA
This is a messenger RNA of Fulvia fulva, 567 nucleotides long. RefSeq lists its product as uncharacterized. Lineage: Eukaryota; Fungi; Ascomycota; Dothideomycetes; Mycosphaerellales; Mycosphaerellaceae. The record is from RefSeq and is a predicted model, not a curated record. The transcript is spliced from 2 exons. Bases 1 to 567 code for a protein of 188 amino acids.